Pseudogymnoascus destructans is the source of this 1627-nucleotide messenger RNA. RefSeq lists its product as uncharacterized. The record is from RefSeq and is a predicted model, not a curated record. Bases 249 to 1493 code for a protein of 414 amino acids. The transcript is spliced from 3 exons. Gene Ontology annotation, molecular function: magnesium ion transmembrane transporter activity. Gene Ontology annotation, biological process: magnesium ion export from mitochondrion. NCBI's taxonomy places the organism in Eukaryota, Fungi, Ascomycota, Leotiomycetes, Thelebolales, Thelebolaceae.
UUGGGCCUCGGCCAAUCAUGCCCGAUAAAUUUCUGGCCGCCGCCCUACGAACCAGCAACGCACUAGCGUGAAAUGACGCUCAACUGAAGGCCAAGAAUUAUUCGCAUCACAAGAGCUACUUGCGCAUUAUAGAGCCCACCACUUCCCCUCGACCCCUCGACUCCCACUUGCCAAUUGUCGCUACUCACGCACUGUUGGACCGAUCCCAGACAUCUGAAGACGUCACCUCCACGAGCUGAGGAAGGGCCAUGUCCCUGGCCUCUCGCGUAGCCAACCUGUUCUCGGGAUCACCUGCCGUGGAAAGAGAACGAAGCAAGUUAAACUUUGGAGAUGAUGGGCUGUCAGAUGAAGAGCUCGGCUUCGCACAUAGGCAAUCACGGUUGCAUGCGGCAGAAUCGGACGCCAUGGCACAGAAAGAUGUCAAGGAGGAGGCACGCCCGCCAUACCUUCACGCUAUGAUAGCUGGAGGUAUUGGAGGGACAACGGGAGAUUUGCUCAUGCAUUCUUUGGAUACCGUGAAAACGCGCCAGCAGGGCGAUCCGCACAUGCCGCCGAAAUACACAUCUACGGCAUCGGCAUACUCAACGAUCUGGAGGCAGGAGGGCAUACGGCGGGGCCUGUACGGUGGUGUUCUCCCGGCACUGUUGGGUUCCUUUCCGGGAACCUUGAUAUUCUUUGGCACAUAUGAGUACAGCAAGCGUUAUUUGAUAGACGCAGGAGUUCGGCCGCAAGUGGCGUACCUGACAGGAGGAUUUAUUGCCGAUUUCGCAGCGUCUUUCAUUUACGUUCCUUCAGAAGUCCUCAAGACUCGGCUACAGCUCCAGGGCCGCUACAAGAACCCUUAUUUCAAUUCCGGGUAUAAUUACCGCGGUACAGCCGAUGCUGCCCGGACAAUAAUUCGACAAGAAGGGUUCUCUGCUCUGUAUUACGGUUAUAAGGCGACUAUUUUUAGAGAUCUUCCCUUCUCGGCAUUGCAGUUCGCAUUCUACGAACAAUGCCAGGCGUGGUCGCGCCAAUGGAAAGGCAGUAGAGAUAUCGGGUUGCCGUUGGAGCUUGCAACUGGAGCUGCAGCUGGUGGACUGGCUGGUGUCAUUACAUGUCCCCUCGACGUUGUCAAAACACGCAUCCAAACACAGGUCAACUCGCCCGAUGUGCCACUUAAGCACUCGACGCCUGUGGCCAAACAUGUUCCGGCCAGCGCGGCAACGGGGACCCAGACAACCAUAAAUCAGCAGAAGCGAUCGAUCUCUACCUCGUCCCCAUCGACAUAUACCCCUCGACCAGGUUCAAUCAACCUCGACACCUCUUCCGUCUUGACCGGCCUCAAACUGAUAUACAAGACUGAAGGGCUCGCCGGAUGGUUCCGUGGCGUGGGUCCCCGCUUCUUGUGGACAAGUGUGCAGAGUGGCUGUAUGCUGUUCUUGUAUCAAACUAUCCUUAAGCAGAUUGAAGUAUGGUCACCGCCAGAGGAGGAGAAAAUAGACGAGGUGUGAGUCUUGUAUAGAUAGUGCAUGGCAUCUGUGAUUGUAUGGCGGGUGUUGUAUGGUAUUUGCAUUGGGUGGUGUUUGGCUUUGGAAUUUACCGCAUUUGAUAGCGGAUAUAUAGACUAUAGGAGAAAUGAAAGGAU